Dermochelys coriacea (leatherback sea turtle) is the source of this 946-nucleotide messenger RNA. Its product is annotated as histone H3-like. Lineage: Eukaryota; Metazoa; Chordata; Testudines; Dermochelyidae. Gene Ontology annotation, molecular function: DNA binding; protein heterodimerization activity; structural constituent of chromatin. The coding region runs from base 31 to 687 and encodes 218 amino acids. Gene Ontology annotation, cellular component: nucleosome. The record is from RefSeq and is a predicted model, not a curated record. The transcript has 4 exons.
GAGAAAGGCUGCUAGUGCCCUGCAGCGAAUAUGGCCCGUACCAAGCAGACGGCUCGUAAAUCCACUGGUGGCAAAGCGCCCCGUAAGCAGCUUGCUACUAAAGCUGCCCGGAAAAGUGCCCCCGCCACGGGCGGGGUGAAGAAGCCCCAUCGCUACCGCCCCGGCACCGUGGCCCUGCGGGAAAUCCGCCGCUACCAGAAAUCCACCGAGUUGCUGAUCCGCAAGCUGCCCUUCCAGCGCCUGGUGCGGGAGAUCGCCCAGGACUUCAAGACGGACCUGCGCUUCCAGAGCUCGGCUGUCAUGGCCCUGCAGGAGGCGAGUGAGGCUUAUCUGGUGGGGCUCUUCGAGGAUACCAACCUGGCAGUUAGGGUCGAAAUGUCUGGUCGGGGCAAAGGCGGAAAGGGGCUGGGUAAGGGAGGUGCUAAGAGGCACCGCAAGGUCUUAAGGGAUAACAUCCAAGGUAUUACUAAGCCUGCGAUCCGCCGACUAGCUCGCCGCGGCGGGGUGAAGCGCAUCUCGGGGCUCAUCUACGAAGAGACCCGCGGGGUGCUGAAGGUUUUCUUGGAGAACGUGAUCCGCGACGCGGUGACUUAUACUGAGCACGCUAAGCGAAAGACGGUAACUGCCAUGGAUGUGGUGUACGCCCUGAAGCGCCAAGGGCGCACCCUGUACGGCUUUGGGGGUUAAAUUGCCAGCCAAGGAGCCGAAACUGUGUUAGAAGGAGACCGUGCUUGUGAUGUGAAAUCCUUGCGCAGCUAACCUUAGCUGUGGAUUGUUGGAUUCGUGGCUAAUGUCUGGCUUUUAUUUGGAGAUAAAUAUUUUCCUUCUCCGUUGUCCUUUUCGAAACCUUUUGAUACUUUGUAACAAAGCAGCUUCCUUGCCUUCAGCAGGAAACUGCCUUUGGGUGAUAAGGGAAAUCUGUUUUCGUAGUAAUCUAAUGGUGACU